AGCAAUAUAUCGUUUCUGGUGCGAACCAUGGAUCGAAGUAAAAUAUUGAUUGUCACGCUGAUAGCAUUAUUACUUCACAGUGAAACAUUGAUAUCAAUCGCAGACCCUUUAGCUUACCAGAUUAUACGUGAUUUAAUUCAAUAUAAUGUCGCAGGUCCACCUGCUUUCCAUGAGACAACACACUGGGAUUUUGACCCAGAGGCUGGCAAACAAAGAAGAAUCCAAUACGAACGGGAUAAUGGACGUUUUGGAGAACAUGCAAUAGCUAAAUUAGGAACUAUGGAUUCAUGGAAGAAUGAUCGUGAGAAGCUGAAAGAUGAAGCUGUAGCGAGCAAUCGACGAUCCAGGUGAAGUAAUCAUUGCAUGUAAUACAAAGUUUCCAAGAACUUUCACCAUAUCGAGAUGUCGGGGAAAGAAUUAGCAUGGUAGGGGAAUGAAGAAAUUCAGACAGAGUUUUGAGGAGAGACUAAAACGUUGGACGCAGCGACGUGAUCGAUAUCAUAUCUUGUAGUAUCAAACUAAUCGUGUAAAAACUUAAUAGUAACAAAUUUAAAUUGUGUUGUUCAAUAAAAGAAAAACUUUUAUUUUGUAUCAUUUACAAGAUUAUUUUUCUCCGAUUAAUCCAGAAACUUGCGAUCAUCUCUAUCAUGGCGAGUUUUCUUUCUAUGAGUAAUAGAAAUAAAAGUUUUAAAUUGCACAAGAAUAAAUUCACUUUUCCUCGCGAAUGUCGAGUCACACUCGAGUGAACAGUUGAUUAAAACUCAUCGUCUCUGUUGCAAUUCUUUAAUUACUAAUUUAAUGUAUAUGUUUACACGAAUAUCGCAUUAUAUUUUUAUAAAACUCUUUCUCUUUCCUUCAUGCAUUGUAUGAAAAAUAGGAUAAAUUUCUUUUUUGCUUUAUUCGAAAUUUGAUGCAUUUAUAGUGUUUGCUAUCAUUUUUUUCGUUCAAAUCCAUGGGAGAAUCGCGGAAUCUAAAGCGCCUAAUUUCCAGUACUUCGAACGAUAAGUGAAAUAGCAACAAUCUCUCAAGAUAUUUCAUAUAGAAUAUGUUAAAAUUAAUAUGUUCUCUAAUAUUAAACUAGAGAAUAUAUUUUUUAUGAAUUAAACAGAGAAUAUAUAUUUUUCUAUGCAUUAUAAUGUAACAAUUUUCAAGAAACAAAAAUUUGCUUAAAACUACAUCGAAUAAUACUGUAAUAAUUAUAUUUUUUUAAACCAAGGCAUCGUUAUCUUUAUUACGUUAAAAAUGACAAGGGAAAGUUGUCAUAUGCGGCUACAGUGGACCUCACAGCUGUAUUAGAAUGUAAAACAUAUAUAGUGUUCUUGAAGGAAUUCAUUGAUAUAAUUUCUCUUUAUUGAAAAAAGUGAUUAGUAAAAUUCUCUCUCUCUCUCUCUCUCUUAUAAAAAUUCAUUUUUUUAUUAAAUUAAAAAAUUAGAAUUUAAAAUAAAAUAUACUUGUAUAUAUGUAAAAUGUAUUAAACAUUUAAAAAAUAAUUGUUAUUGAUAUGCCUCUCCUAUUAUUUUUGUUUAAAAGGAUGUAAAGUAAAAAUGAAAACAUUUCUCGGUUUCAUUAAAACAAAUUUAAGCUAUCAAUUAAAUCUAUUAAAAACUUGUUCGCGGUUCAGCUAUUAUUGAGACAUAAUACUUUAAAAUACCUUCAAUUAAACAACUUAUAUAACUAAUAUGGUCUUGUUGCGACUUGUAUAAAUAAUGUGUCUUGAUUUUUUGACAACACGUUUCGCAGUUUGUAGAAUUAAUAAGGAAUAUAGAGCAUUUAUUUUUGCUGAUUAGAAUUGUUUUCUUAAAAAUGCAAUCGAUUUAUAUGACUGCGAUUUUAAUUACAAUAAGUUUGAUUUUUUUCGAUAUAAAAUGCUGCAUGAUUCGCUUCCUUUCUAACGUGAAUUGACCGACAAUGAAUGAAUAAAUGGCGGAAUCAACGUUUCUUCCCACAAAAGGAUCUUAAAAAUUAUGCACAUUAUUUAGAAAAGUGUGUAAGACAGAGAUGCAAUGAUUAGAUAUAAACAUUGCGUCGGACUGUAAUCUACGAUUAUAUCAUACAUAUAAUACUGUUAAAAGUCAUUUUGAUCUAUCAAACGUGCAUGGAAUGUGCAGUAGCUUCGCUAUCAUCUAUUAUAAAGUAAUUCCAUUCAGUCUCACUUGACGAGACAAUAAUGAAAUAUAAUCUAAAUAGCUACAGUCUACGUACUACAUCGUUAUCGAAAUGUUUUAUCUUUCUAUAUGUGUGAUAUACUGAAAAAAAUAGAGUCAAAUAAUUCGUAAAUGGUGAAAAAAGUCCGCAGUUACUGCGCAAUCAAUACAUAGAAUCUUUGUCAAAAGAAUAUUAAUUCUUCUUUAUACGUAUUAUUUUACGUAACCGUAACAUAAUUAAAAAAGUGUAUUUGCUGUGACUAAAAAUAAAUUUAAUUGACACUAUUAAAGUCAUUAAAUUAAUGAACAGUAGCAGUGCGCACAACUUUUUAUAUAAUCAAAAGAUGUCUGGCAGAUACGCUUCAAGGAGACGUCAGUAGUUUAGAUAAGGCUCGAUAAAAUAUAUAAAUAAACAAAGGAAUAAAUGUUUUCACGAUGAAGACGAA
Molecule: messenger RNA, 2590 nt
Organism: Cataglyphis hispanica
Lineage: Eukaryota; Metazoa; Arthropoda; Insecta; Hymenoptera; Formicidae
Exons: 5
Coding region: 28-351 (107 amino acids)
Source: RefSeq, a predicted model, not a curated record